AUGCAGAGCUCACGGAAGGUGGAUUCUCCUCCAUAUGUCAAACAAGCAAUGGGCUUGACUGUUCCUCCUCCUAACAAGACGUGGUGGCUGAUAGGGAGGCUCAGUGCCAAUGCGCCCAUAUACUUGGCCCUUCCUGACAGCGAUGGAGAGCCCAUGGAUGUAGAUCCACAACUAGAAGAAGAACUGACUGAAUUGGAACCACCUGCAAGAGAAUUGCAGCACCGAGGGAAGGAUGGAGGGAAGCGCAUCCCUCAGACACCGCGUGCCCCAUCGCACCGCACCACGGCUUCAGCACAGAGCUCUCAUCUGAAAGCGCCUACAGAAAACACCAACAGACUUUGCGUCCUACCCUGCUCACACACGUUAACUGAUUGGCGCAGGUGUGGACCACGGGAAACCUCAAGGCCGACUCCAGCAUCAGGAUUUUUAAGCUUUCCAGCUGUAUGUACUUUCCCUGUGGCAAACCGUUACAGCAGCGGCGACACGCUCUGCCUUGAGAAGAAGCGCCGCGCCGAAGCUGAAAGGACCCACAUCGCUCCCUCGCGCCACCUCGCUCUCGCGAGAAGAAAAGCCCCGCGAGAGCCCGGCGGUAGGAGGGACGAGGGCUCGCGAGAGCCGGCCGGAGGAGGAGAAGGGAAGGAAGAUCUCGCGAGAGCGGGGCGGUGCGCCCGGCUCCGGGCAUGCGGGCGAGGAAGCUCCAGCCGGCACAGCUCCUACGAGCGCGGCGGAGAUGUGUCGCCCAGCCCCUACAGCAGCUGGCGGCGGUCGCGGAGUCCCUACAGCCCCGUUAUCCGGCGAUCAGCAAAAUCUCGAAGCAGAAGUCCAUAUUCAUCAAGGCACUCAAGAUCUCGUAGCAGACACAGGUUGUCUAGAUCGAGAAGUCGUCAUUCAAGUAUUUCUCCUAGUACAUUAACUCUGAAGAGUAGCCUGGCUGCUGAGCUGAACAAAAACAAAAAAGCAAGAGCAGCUGAGGCAGCUAAAGCCAGUGCAAAAGCUUCCAACACUUCAACGCCGACGAAGGGAAACACUGACACUGCUGCAAGCGCACCUCAAUUGAACAAUGUAAAGGACCUGAAGAAAGUAAAAAUUGAGCAUACACCUUCUCCUACGAGCAGCGUAAAUUUGAAGAAUGACAAGGCAAAAGCAAAGGUCUCACUUCCAGAAACUAAAGGAGAAAAUAAUCUGAUCGCAGACAAAAAUACUAAACAGAAAGCUACAGCGGUAAAAGAGGACAAAGUAACUGUUGUAAAACAGCAACCGGUCACUGUAAAAGAGAAAACCAAACCGACUGCACCUAGCGUAGCAACAAAGGAGAAGGAGCGAACUGUUGCACUACCAGCCUCCACACUGCCACCCUUGCCUUUGCCUCCCACGCUGCCUGAAGAUAAUGAAACUGAUAGUAGCUUGAGAGAGAAUAUUACAGUGAAGUCAGUUAAAGAAACGGAGAAGAAACUUCGCCAUCUGCUUGCAGACUUGCCACUUCCACCUGAGUUGCCUGGAGGAGCUGAGUUAGGCAAAAGUCCUGAAGAAAAGAAACCAACAGUUCAGUUACACAACAAGAGGAGACCAAAAAUAUGUGGACCACGACAUGGUGAAACAAAAGAAAAAGAAAUAGACUGGGGAAAACGCUGUGUGGAUAAAUUUGAUAUCAUUGGUAUUAUUGGUGAAGGCACUUAUGGACAAGUUUACAAAGCUAGGGAUAAAGACACAGGAGAAUUGGUGGCACUAAAGAAAGUACGAUUGGAUAAUGAAAAGGAAGGGUUUCCAAUUACAGCUAUUCGGGAGAUUAAAAUUCUUCGACAGCUUAAUCACCAAAGCAUUAUCAACAUGAAGGAAAUAGUGACAGAUAAGGAAGAUGCUUUGGAUUUCAAGAAGGACAAAGGUGCAUUCUAUCUGGUAUUUGAAUAUAUGGACCAUGAUUUGAUGGGAUUGCUGGAAUCUGGUUUGGUUCAUUUUAAUGAAAAUCAUAUAAAAUCAUUUAUGAGACAGCUGAUGGAGGGUUUGGCCUACUGCCAUAAGAAGAACUUUUUGCACAGAGAUAUAAAAUGUUCAAAUAUUCUACUAAAUAAUAGAGGGCAGAUAAAGCUUGCAGAUUUUGGGCUUGCUCGGCUGUACAACUCGGAAGAAAGCCGACCAUAUACCAACAAAGUUAUUACAUUAUGGUAUCGGCCUCCUGAACUACUGCUUGGAGAAGAAAGAUACACGCCAGCUAUCGAUGUCUGGAGCUGUGGCUGCAUCCUGGGUGAACUUUUUACAAAAAAGCCAAUAUUUCAAGCAAAUCAAGAACUUGCUCAGCUGGAACUUAUAAGCCGAAUUUGUGGGAGCCCUUGUCCAGCAGUGUGGCCUGAUGUUAUAAAAUUAGCUUAUUUCAACACAAUGAAACCAAAGAAGCAGUAUCGUCGAAAACUGAGAGAAGAGUUUGCAUUCAUCCCACCAGCUGCAUUAGAUUUGUUUGAUUACAUGCUUGCUCUGGAUCCCAGCAAGCGCUGCACAGCUGAACAAGCUCUUCAGUGCGAGUUUCUGCGAGACGUGGAACCAUCUAAAAUGCCUCCCCCAGACCUUCCUUUGUGGCAGGAUUGCCACGAGCUGUGGAGUAAAAAACGCAGAAGACAGAAGCAAAUGGGCAUGACUGAUGAUGCAACAGCGACUAAAGUCCCUAGGAAGGAUCUGUCUCUAGGCAUGGAUGAGAGCAGAACCAACACCCCACAAGGCAUGCAAACUUCUUCCCAACUCAAAACUCAGGGCAACUCUAGUGUAGCACUUGCAAAAACAAGCACUGGACAGCAGUUAAACCAGAAUGAAGUGGCAAUCCUGCUAAACCUCCUACAGUCUAAAACAAGUGUUAGUUUGGCGCAGUUUGCCCAAGUGUUGAAUAUUAAGGUAAACCCAGAGACUCAACAGCAACUAAAUAAAAUAAAUCUUCCUGCUGGAAUUUUGUCAGCAGGUGAAAAACAGUCAGAACAGCAGCAGCCGCCGCCGCCUCCACCGCCACCGCCGGAACAGGAGUCCCUAAAACAGCCGACCGUCACGCAGCCUCCUGUACCACCUGCUCAGCUGAGUCAGCCCAAAGUGGAAACUGACGCUGCCCAGGCAGCUGUACAGAGUGCAUUUGCUGUUCUGUUGUCUCAGUUAAUAAAGGCUCAGCAAACAAAACAAAAAGAUUUGGUGUUGGAGGAGAAGGAAAACGGAUCAGGAAAUGAAAUGUCGUUACAACUCAGGCAGCCUCCAGAGCCCACCACUCCUGCAUCUCUCAGCCGGGACGACAUGGAAUCUCCAGCGCCCGGUUACCCACAUCUGAUCAAGUCAUUAUAUACGCCUGCAGGUCAAGAGGACUUGGCUAGGCAGGCCGAGAUGAGACUCCUGAACCGAACGCCGGAACAGGAACGCCCUCGGAUCCUGCCUCCAGACCAGCGUCCCCCGGAGCCCCCAGAGCCCCCGCCUCUCACGGACGAAGACCUUGAUUAUCGGACAGAGAACCAGCAUUUGCCUAUAACUAACUCUUCAGGAACAGAUCCUCAUGCAGGAGUGAAAGCGGCGCUUCUGCAGCUGCUCGCUCAGCAUCAAGCUCAGGCAACAACGGAGGAGCCCGUACAGACGAGCGUGGAUUACCAGGCUAGAGACUCCUAUGUAGCAGGCCCAGACUACAAGGACAACUUUGCAUCAUCUACCUUCUCCUCUGCUCACUAUGGCGGUAGCGAUGGCAUAGGAAGCGGGUCAUCGGGAGCGCUAGAACGAAGGAGCUUCCUCGGAAACACAGAUAUUCAGCCUUUGGAUAACUACAGUACUGCUUCAUCUCACUCGGGAGGUGCCCCUCCUCCGUCUGCCUUUUCAGAGUCCUUUCCCAGCUCAGUAACUGGUUAUGGAGACAUUUACCUCAACACUGGCCCCAUGCUAUUUAGCGGAGAUAAAGACCAUAGGUUUGAAUACAGCCACGGCCCAAUCUCAGUCCUGGGGAACAGCAGGGACGCUUCUGUGGGGCCAGAGAGUACUCAUUCCUUGCCUACUAAGAUGCACAACUAUAGCUAUGGAAGUAACUUACAGGAAAACCCUGGUGGCAUCAGCCACGUGCAUGGACAGACCUGGACAUCUCCUGCACAAGGACCCGGCUACUCCCAAGGCUAUAGGGGGCACAUUAGUACAUCUGCAGUGAGGGGGCGAGGCAGAGGAUUACCAUUUUGAGUAUCUGUUUUUCCUCAGGCACAUCGUUUUUAUCUGGAAAAACUUUUUUUUUUUCUAGCUGCAGUUUAAAGCAGCAAUUCAACAGACUUGAAUAAUAUUAAUUCAACAGCUUUAUUUUUAUGUGGAAAAGGGUCUUGCAUACAGUAGGAAAAAUUAAAAAUGCUUAAAACUCAUGCUGUCUGAAAAAUAGAUGAAUUGAUUGUACAUGUUCACAAACUAGUUCUGAAUUUUUUUUUGUAUUUUGGCAGUUUUAAGUGGAUGCUAAAUUUAGGGACAUCGGCUUUUUAUGGCACUCUUUCAGAUCUUCUGAACUAUGCACAUUUGUGCUUUUUUUGUAAGUUUGGACCAACUUUUAUGUAAAAAAAAAAAAGAAUUUUACAACAAUCAAAGCAGGGCACUGAUUUAUUUGGUAUUUUCUUUUUACAGAACUACCUUUAGUCAAAGGUCACUGUCAGUCAUUGCACUGCUUUCAGUGUUAUUGUGGAAGGCGUACUUUGUGCUCAUUUCAGAUAAUAAAACACAACCUUUCUCUUGAUGAAAAAUUUUAUAAAUAUUUGGUCGAUGUUAAUUUUUUCUUUCCAAAAAAAAAAAAAGAAAAGAAAAGAAAAAAAGAACGGAUGCUCUGGUAAAAUGUUCUCUCCAUCUCCCAGGCUUGUUUAUAUAUAAACUGUUUUACUUGAAUGGUAAGUGCCUUAACACGUAAGCUUAAGGUCUGCAAAAGUUGGAAGUACUCUAUAAAUCAAUGCUAAAGUAAUACUGAAACCUAGAUAGUUAACAAGAAAAUCAGAUAAUAAUAGGAAACUCAAAUAGGUCAUGACUUUGUGUUGUUUACUUCAUGUGGACCAGUUAUUUAGACAUCUAAUCUUAUCUUGAUCAAGUCAUAAUUUCCAAAUUGAACUUUGUAAGAAGCUACAAAAGUGAGAAGAGUGAAGAGCGCAGUUUUUCCUCAGCUCCUCUUUGGAGUUGUAGUAAUUGAUUUACUUCCUCUGCCAAAUAAACUAUGCUUUUUAUGUCCUUUCCGAGUGGUGAAAAAAAAUUUUCCUCUUAAAUGUCAACAGCAGUAAUUACUGUAUGUGAAAAGCUGACGCUAUCUCCUUAUUACCACAACUGCUGCAUUAUGGGAAGUAAACAAAGGACAAAUGACCAGUAUUUAAAGCAGACAUUUUACACUAGUUCUAAUUCUGUAAACUCUUGAUUGUGCCAACUAAUCGUCCUUGUAUCUGCUAUUCCACCGAGUAUUCUAGUGUCGGAAUCGAGUCUCUCUGAACAGCGGAUAAAAUAACUGUAGUUAAAACUCUUAAUUAACCAAGAGCCACUCCUCAAUAAUCAUAACAUCGAGCAUGUUUUUUUCCUGUGAUGACAAGUGGUUCCUCUCCUGCAGAGAGGAGGUAUGGUUAUAUUUUGCAUGUACGUAAAAGAAUGUUUUUAAAGCCCAUAUUGGAAACAAUUUUCCAACUGAUUAUCCAGUUGACAAAUCGGUACCUUAUGUAACUGAGUGUUUAAUUAUUACUUUUUAAAAAGUAAAAUUUCUACUUACACUAUUUCAAAUGUAGUCUUGUCAGUGACUUUUUGGACUUUCAGAAUAGAAGCCAAAGUUGUCGAUGUUUUGUUUUAAUUUAAAAACCUUGGUUCUUGUUGAUGGCCAAGUACCACGUUGCAGAGCAUGGAGAAAGUCACUGUGCUGACUAUGUGGAUUGAGGAUCUGGCAGAUGGGAGAUGGAGAUGUCCCUGUAAGUCCGGCAGCUGCCUUCACUGGGCACAGAAGGGAAUCCUGCCCUCUGAAAACAAAAUCAACCCAGACAGUCAGGAACAAACGCUUGUGGCCGCGUGCUUUAGGAAAACCACAACUUGACAGUGCGUGAGGUAGGUUGGUUUCCUUGAAUAAGGACACCUCAGUAACGUUUUUCUGCUAGUUGAAUUUUAAAGGCUGAAAUCAUUAUUCUCAUUUAGGUACGGACAGCGUCAGCUGAGGCUUAUUUGCUUACCAAUAGAUAGAAAAAAAUUCCCAAGAAUUCAGACAGUUGUUUGUGGGUUGUUUUUUUUUGUUUUUUUUUUUUUUUUGAGUUAAGCAAGACUUUUAAAGCUCUUAGGCCAUUGUUUUCUAAAAACGUGCAGCCUAGUGUUACUCUACUGCACUUCCAAUGUAAAUUGGAAAAAAAAAAAAA
Molecule: messenger RNA, 6344 nt
Organism: Meleagris gallopavo (turkey)
Lineage: Eukaryota; Metazoa; Chordata; Aves; Galliformes; Phasianidae
Source: RefSeq, a predicted model, not a curated record